AUGACGAUUGUCCACCCUCAAACCCUCGAACCAUGGCAACCACUCGGCAAUCAAUCCAAGGCAUCCGUGAUCGAGCAAAGGUCGUCUGCAUUCAUUGUCACGCCCGAAAGGUCAAAUGCGAUCUCCAAAGUCGAUGUAGAGGGCCAUGUAGCAAUUGCUCAAAACAUGGCUUGGCGUCGUACAGGUCACAGGAUGACAGUCAAGGAGAAAUACUACUCGACGCAGUCGCCAACAUCCCCAAGAACUGCGAAACCGACUCCCCAGGACUGUAGUAUGCUGCCCACAUCAAGGCUAUCUUAUUCAUCGCAGCCUGACUCAAACCACAAUGAAGGCCAAGAGGGAGCUGAAACAGCGUCCGCCCCAUUACAUAGCCAGUAUCUAGGAGAAAUGACGUGCAUGAUACAUGAUACUCCGUCACUUCCCCCGGAUCACCAAAAGACGACGGCAUUCUCGCAGAGUAUGAACGAACAGAUCUUGGAAAUCUCUGGGGCUGCUUCACUACCUUCAGAAAUCUUCCUCAACGCCUCCGCCGAUGCUUACUUCCAAUAUGCCUUUCAUCGUCUACCUGUAGUUGACCGCGAAGAUCUUCUUGUUAAUCAGCCUUCUGUUGUGCUGUGCCAGGCACUUUGCAUGAUCGGAUCGAGGUUCCGGCACCCUAAGGGGCCUGACCCCUUAGCCGAGAGCGGUCAAUACUAUGCCAAAGCCAAAACUCUCAUUCAUGUGAAUCACGAGCGGGAUCAUAUCAAUAUCUUGAAGACGUUGUGUCUUUUGAUGACCUGGAACAUAACAGGGCCCGUGAUCUUGACAUUUGACUGCGGUUGGCAUUGGCUUGGUGUAGCAACGAGCUUGUUGCACCAGAUGGGCCUGCAUCGUGAAGCAACAUGUGCCAAAUUAGCUAGGCCUGGAACUGCUCGUCGGAUUGCUUGGUGUAUUUUCACCCAGGAUAAGCUUCUAUCGGCCGCAGUUGGGCGACCAACUACGAUAAAAGUACAUGAGUUCGACGUUCGGCCCUUAAUUAUGGAGGAUUUUGAGACUUCGGAUACCCCAGCACUACUUUUCAUGGCACUCGCAAAACUGGCCUCCAUCCUCGGCCGGAUCUUAGAGCUGCACUUGCGACGGGCUGCACAUAUUCAAGAAGAGAGUGCGGCUAUCUUGGAAUCCCUCAAGGGCUGGACGCAUAAUCUUCCAGAAAGUAUUCGUCUUCAUGACCGGCAUGGCCGCAGACGCUAUCGGCGAGACGUAUACGAGGUCCAUACGGUGUACUUCAUCAUUGUUAUCACCUACCUCCAUCUAUUUGGAGACCAAACCAGCUUCUCUGCAACUAGCCUUGCGUCGCUGGUGGCUUCAUCUUGUAUCACGCGUUUGUACCAAGAGUUGUACUACAGAGACGACAUCAAUUACCUACUAGGCAUUAACAUGUGGUUCUUACUGGUGGCGUCCGUACCGCAACUUCUCUACAACCCCACCGUCGGCCUCUAUGACCAAGAUCAGCUCUGUUCCGAGGAGCUGGACAUUAUAGUGGCAGCGCUGGAGCAACUACAGACUAAGGUGCCUGGGGCAACAGCGGUUUUAAACGCGGUAAACCGACUUCGUGCAUCUCGGAGCCGCGUUCGGGUUCGAAGCUCCACAACUCUUCGUGCAUCACAAGACGUCAACGAGAUUGGUGAAGAUCAUAAGAUGUCUGCACUGCGCGACUUAUUCCCGUUCCCUUCUUCCUUCAGUCCCAGGCUGAAGCUGCUGGACUAUAGUACUCAGGAAAUGGUGCUUGGGACAGGAGCCCUAGCGGAUUUCGACGAUGAUUUGAGCUGGAUUUGUGAUGAAUACUCGGAAUUGUCAUACGGACUCGCCUUUGCCAAUGGACCUCAGCUUUUUACACAAAGCUACUAA
Molecule: messenger RNA, 1887 nt
Organism: Venustampulla echinocandica
Lineage: Eukaryota; Fungi; Ascomycota; Leotiomycetes; Helotiales; Pleuroascaceae
Exons: 4
Coding region: 1-1887 (628 amino acids)
Biological process (GO): DNA-templated transcription
Molecular function (GO): DNA binding; zinc ion binding
Source: RefSeq, a predicted model, not a curated record